AUGCCUCGUAAGAAUAUCAACAACUGUGCCGUGUCACGUACAUCACUGGCUCUCAUCAAGGGCCAAGGAGAAAUAGGCGAGGUGUGCCACAAGUCCUACACGCAGUUCUCCAACCUGUGCCGCCACAAGCGCAUGCACGCCGACUGCCGCACCCAGAUCAAGUGCAAAGACUGUGGCCAGAUGUUCAGCACUACUUCCUCCCUCAACAAGCACCAGCGUUUUUGUGAGGGCAAGAACCAUUAUGGCCCUGCCGGGGGCCUCUUUGCUCCCGGCAUCCCUAUGAGCAGCCCCAUCCUGGCCAAGUCCAGGUCCCAUCCCCACCACCACCAACCGGGACUCAACCACUCAGGUCUGGCCUUCCCUGACUACUUCCCCUCCCGGCCCCAUCUUCACGCCAGCCUAUCCUUCUCCCCCAGGCCGCUUGGCUUCCCCUCACUCUCCCAUGGCUUCCCGGAUCGCUUCGUCCCCUCGCUCUACCCCCGACCGCCCUUACUGCCCCCCAGCCCCUUUCUGAAGAGCCCCCUGGGCAAGAACAGUAACAACGGUGGGAGCCAGGAGGGCAAGCUGCCUCACAGCCCCCUGGACAGGACUCCAUUGUCUCUGAUCAGCUCCAUCAACAACAACAACGGAGGAAAUAGUUUCCUCAGCAGUCAGGAGAGGGAGGACAAAGAGAGGCUGGAGCUGGCGUACAGAGAAGUCAAGGCCAAAGCCAAGAUGUCGGAGGUGUCGGACGGCAGCGACCUGGAGAAGUCAACGCCACCAGCGGCACCGACCUAGACACCACCACCGGCACCGCCUCGUGUUCAGAGUUAGACAGCGAUGCUGAGAGUGAGCGGGAACAACGGGAGCGGGUCAGCGGCACAAAGAGAAGGAAGGAGGCAGGCGUUGGAGGGGUGGUGGGGACAGAUAGGAUCGGUCAGGAUGGGCGGCCGGACAACGUGAGCAGCGGCUCAGUGUCGGCGGUGUCCAGCUCGUUCAACCUGGCUUGCGAGCAGCCCCCCUUCCUCUCGGUCGCCUCCCAGCACUCCUUUCCGCAGGCACUGCCCCCCACAGUGGCCACCGCUGCCACCGACUCCAUCAAGGCCAUCGCUUCCAUCGCCGAGAAGUACUUUG
This is a messenger RNA of Oncorhynchus nerka (sockeye salmon), 1113 nucleotides long. Its product is annotated as histone-lysine N-methyltransferase PRDM16-like. NCBI's taxonomy places the organism in Eukaryota, Metazoa, Chordata, Actinopteri, Salmoniformes, Salmonidae. The record is from RefSeq and is a predicted model, not a curated record. The transcript has 2 exons. Bases 1 to 777 code for a protein of 258 amino acids.